AUGAACAUAUCAGAUCACCACAUAGUCAUUGCUACAAUCACGAAUUUUCUAGACAUUAAAUUUCACAAGCGCAAUAUUCCAAAAAAAAUUAGCUUCAAUUUUGAUAAUAUGAACAAAACCAAACUCGACACGUUACUAAAUGGUAGCCAAUUGAAAUUGAUCAAUCAAGAAACAUACUGGACGCAUUUCUUGUUAAACAAACACUGGGACCUCUUCAAAGAUCUUUUAAUUAAUGCAGCUGAGAAAUGUAUACCAAUCAGAAAGUCUUCUGGACAAUUCAAAUAUCCAAGACCACCUGACUUCAAAACACAUCCACACCUAGAUUACCCAUUUAAUUUUGUUGACCUCCUCUUAUCGGACACUAUUCUUUUACUCAAAGUCCUUCUAUGCAAGACCAAAAUUUAUGAAAAUGAAUACAAACUCGCCUCUAUACAGAAAAAUUUAGAAUAG
Messenger RNA from Funneliformis mosseae, 450 nucleotides. Lineage: Eukaryota; Fungi; Glomeromycota; Glomeromycetes; Glomerales; Glomeraceae. The record is from the annotation of a GenBank genome assembly.